GUGGCAGGAUCGGAUUCCUUACUGUGAAGAUCAUCGUUUCAUCAGUAAAACCAAGACUGGUCGUCCAACAUAUCCUUCCAAAUCCAUGAUGGCCUGUAAUGCCGCACUAGACACCCGAAAAAGCAGAGGCAAACAAGGUCGUCCACACGGCGCGUGACGUGGGUGAUCUUCAGAGGACCGAAAGUGUUCUUCUGCUGUAGACUUGGAGUUUCUGCUCGAGCAGAUUCGCAACAACAAAUUAACUAGCACCAUUCCUAUGCAUCGAUAUCUCCCGACGCAAAAAUGGACCAACAGACUCUUUCCCAGAUGACCACCGCGCCCGCCGAACGGAUUCCGGUCUUUCUCGUGACCGGGGCGACGGGGGCGGGGAAGUCAACCCUGAUCGCCCACCUAAUCCAAGCGCUGCCGUCCAACCGGCGCGCGAUUUUGAUUCGCCACCGGCACGCCAAGGCGGCGAUGCUAGAGACCUUUCCGCCCCCGCGGCUAGUGGUGGAUGGAAAAAGUAGAAGUAGUGCUGUUUUUCACCCAGCGCACAGAAGCCUGAAAGCGCACCAGCCCUACGAAGCAGGAGCAGUUACACGGGACGACGAAGGUGUAGCUACUGAUGUUAUACCUGCACAAAGUUCUUUUUACGCUGUGCGCCACUUCAGUGAGGUUUUUGAUUUCGGGUCCGGCUGCGUCUGUUGCGCCCCGGACGGCGAUCUGAUGCGGCAGCUUGUGGAGUUGCAGGCGGAGCUGAAAAGGGAUCAUGUUGAGACUGGAAGUGCAACAACCGUACGCGACGUCGAGGACGGUCGUCAUCAACAUGCAGGACCAACAACAGCUUCAUCAUCUUCGCAUUUUUACUACGCCCUAUUUGUCGAGACGACCGGUUUAGCCGACCCACGGCCCUUUCUCCGCGUGUUUCAAACGGAGCCCACAGUCUGCGCGCACUACGAGCUGCACGCAAUUCUGUGCGUCGUGGAUUCGCUGCGGUGGGAAGCGACGCUGCAGGGAACUGGUGGUGAAGAGCCGAAUUAUCGUGGCGAAGGAGCUAGUGCUGUAGCUGGUUCUACUUUUCCUGGAAAAAUUGCGGACGUUGACGGCGAGAGGACGACCUCCACAGAGAGCCUCCACUCGCGGGGUCGGGAACAGCUGCGCGUCGCAGACUUGGUGGUCGUGAACAACUUUCAUUCU
Molecule: messenger RNA, 1176 nt
Organism: Amoebophrya sp. A120
Lineage: Eukaryota; Dinophyceae; Syndiniales; Amoebophryaceae
Source: the annotation of a GenBank genome assembly